UAGAUCGACGCCCCUUCCUUCUCCAUCCAACCACACCGCAUCUCCUCCAACUCCUCUCUUUGGGUGAGAAGAGGAGACCUUCUUCUCAUUUUGUAGCUUUUCCUUCCCCAUCUCCCACACAUUCCCUUCCCCAAUCCACACCCAUGCCCUAUCCUCUUCCUCGGCGUACCAUCCUCAGCGAGGACGGCUCCGAUUCGUCGCCACCGCCGCGAAGAAGAAGUAGAACCCUUGGCUCGCCCCCUUCUACUGCGGAGAGGACCCCGACAUCGAGUACGAAUCCCUCUUCGCCGACAGAAAGCAGGAGGAGGACCCUCGCCCUCCUGACAACCCCUCCAACCCCUACGGCUUCCUCAAGUUUCCCAUGGGAUUCAACGUCGAGCUCACCUCGCUCGCCUCCAAGGUCCACGGCGAUGUGCGCCUCUGCUGCUGCGUCAUCUUCGGCGGAGUCUACGAGAACCUCCUCUUCUUCCCCAUGAUCCAGCUCAUCAAGGAUAGGUACCCUGGCGUGCAGAUCGAUGUCGUUGCCUUGCCCAGGGGGAAGCAAGUGUACGAGGUGAACAAGAAUGUGAGGUGGGCGAAUGUGUAUGACCCCGACGAAGAUUUCCCGGAGCCGGCGGAGUACGUCAACAUGAUCGGUCUGUUAAAGGUACAAAUGAAAGGGGGAAAAACACAUGAUCCUUGAAAUGGAAUGACAGCAGAAAUCUCACUAGCUUUUUACGAAUUUGUUGACAGAAUUGAUACUAUGAUUUGAUCUUGUCAACCAAGCUUGCUAGACUUGGCCAUGCGGCAUUCUUGUUCAUGGCAUCUGCUCGGGACAAAGUAAGCUACGUGUACCCUAAUGUCAAUGCAGCAGGCGCAGGCAUGCUGCUCAUAGAGACCUUCACUUCUCCAACCAUGAACCUCUCCGAACGUGGAUACCACAUGUACGAUGAAAUGGAGGAAUGGUUAGGAAUGAUUGUUCUUUUGUUGUUGCAUGUUACAUGCUUAGUGAUGUAUCUUCUGUGUUGUCAAAAGUUUUUUUGUUUGCUAGAGCUUAUUCAACUUAGCAUCCUUGUUUCUCCAUUUCCCUUCUCCCUUAUUCUGAUCUCUCUAAUGCUUCCAUUCACAUUUCAUCUAUUCGGCCGUCCACAGUGGCUCACUGUCAAGUCACGUUCACAGUGCUACGUCGACAAGAUAAGAGAAGAAUUGUAG
Zingiber officinale is the source of this 1191-nucleotide messenger RNA. RefSeq lists its product as uncharacterized. Gene Ontology annotation, cellular component: chloroplast; NAD(P)H dehydrogenase complex (plastoquinone). The record is from RefSeq and is a predicted model, not a curated record. Gene Ontology annotation, biological process: photosynthetic electron transport in photosystem I. NCBI's taxonomy places the organism in Eukaryota, Viridiplantae, Streptophyta, Magnoliopsida, Zingiberales, Zingiberaceae. Bases 799 to 1191 code for a protein of 130 amino acids. The transcript has 3 exons.